Messenger RNA from Microcebus murinus (gray mouse lemur), 1959 nucleotides. NCBI's taxonomy places the organism in Eukaryota, Metazoa, Chordata, Mammalia, Primates, Cheirogaleidae. The record is from RefSeq and is a predicted model, not a curated record.
GCAACAAAGGCUGGGAGCGCGCGAGGGGGGCGGGGCGGGGCGGAAUCCCGGCCGCCGGCGAGGCGGGGGAGGCGGCGACGGCGGAGGGUCGCCCCGGCCGGCCGGGCGGGGUCGCGCAUGGUGGCGGUCCCCGCGCCCGGGCGCCGCUAGGGCGGGCGGGGGGACGGGACGCCGGGCUGGGGGCGCGUCAUGUGGCCGCUCACGGUCCCGCCGCCGCCGCCGCUGCUGCUGCUACUGCUGUGUUCAGGCCUCGCGGGACAGACGCUGUUCCAGAGCCCGGAAGAGGGCUGGCAGCUGUACACCUCGGCCCAGGCCCCCGACGGCAAAUGCAUCUGCACGGCCGUGAUCCCCGCGCAGAGCGCCUGCGCCCGCGACGGCAGGAGCCGGGAGCUGCGGCAGCUGAUGGAGAAGGUCCAGAACGUCUCCCAGUCCAUGGAGGUCCUUGAGCUGCGGACGUAUCGUGACCUGCAGUACGUGCGUGGCAUGGAGACCCUCAUGCGGAGCCUGGACGCGCGGCUCCGGGCGGCCGACGGGUCCCUCUCGGCCAAGAGCUUCCAGGAGCUGAAGGACAGGAUGGCGGAGCUGCUGCCCCUGAGCGCGGUGCUGGAGCAGUACAAGGCAGACACGCGGACCGUCGUGCGGCUGCGGGAGGAGGUGCACAACCUCUCGGGCAGCCUGGCGGCCAUCCAGGAGGAGAUGGGCGCCUUCGGGUACGAGGACCUGCAGCAGCGGGUGAUGGCUCUUGAGGCCCGGCUCCACGCCUGCGCCCAGAAGCUGGGCUGUGGGAAGCUGACCGGGGUCAGUAACCCCAUCACCAUCCGGGCCAUGGGGUCCCGCUUCGGCUCCUGGAUGACGGACACGAUGGCCCCCAGCACGGACAGCCGGGUCUGGUACAUGGAUGGUUAUUACAAAGGCCGCCGGGUCCUGGAGUUCCGCACCCUGGGAGACUUCAUCAAAGGCCAGAACUUUAUCCAACACCUGCUGCCGCAGCCGUGGGCGGGCACGGGCCACGUGGUGUACAACGGCUCCCUGUUCUACAACAAGUACCAGAGCAACGUGGUGGUCAAGUACCACUUCCGCUCGCGCUCCGUGCUGGUGCAGCGGAGCCUCCCGGGCGCGGGCUACAACAACACCUUCCCCUACUCCUGGGGCGGCUUCUCCGACAUGGACUUCAUGGUGGACGAGAGCGGGCUCUGGGCCGUGUACACCACCAACCAGAACGCGGGCAACAUCGUGGUCAGCCGGCUGGACCCGCACACCCUCGAGGUGGUGCGGUCCUGGGACACCGGCUACCCCAAGCGCAGCGCGGGCGAGGCCUUCAUGAUCUGCGGCGUGCUCUACGUCACCAACUCCCACCUGGCCGGCGCCAAGGUCUACUUCGCCUACUUCACCAACACGUCCAGCUACGAGUACACGGACGUGCCCUUCCACAACCAGUACUCCCACAUCUCCAUGCUGGACUACAACCCCCGCGAGCGGGCCCUGUACACCUGGAACAACGGCCACCAGGUCCUCUACAACGUCACGCUGUUCCACGUCAUUAGCACCGCCGGGGACCCCUAGGCCCCGGCUGCCGCACAGUGGGGGGGCGAGGGGGCUCCCCGGGGGCCUUUUCCACUCUGCCUGUGUCCCUUAUGGUUGAUCUUUCUGUCUCUGUCGCACCCUUCUCUCCCCCCUUCUGCCCUCCGUAUUUCUAUCCAUGCGAUUUCUCAAUUUCAUCUCUUCUCCUUUACCGAUCUCUGCUUUUGAUACUCUACUUUUGUCUUUCUGCCUUUUUACUGAUGUCCCUCCGUCUCUUUCUCUUUCCCUGUCUCUGCCACUCUCUCUCUCUGCCCUCCCCGCCCCCACUCUUUGCUUCCCACCCCCACCCCCAGGAGUUGAAUGCAUGGAUCUGUUUCUUUUUUUAUUUACACUUCUUCUUUCCGGGCUGCCGGAAUAAACGGGACCUUUGACAUUUGA